This is a messenger RNA of Trichomonas vaginalis G3, 2226 nucleotides long. RefSeq lists its product as uncharacterized. Gene Ontology annotation, biological process: double-strand break repair via homologous recombination. The transcript has a single exon. The coding region runs from base 1 to 2226 and encodes 741 amino acids. Gene Ontology annotation, cellular component: Smc5-Smc6 complex. The record is from RefSeq and is a predicted model, not a curated record. Gene Ontology annotation, molecular function: ATP binding; ATP hydrolysis activity. Lineage: Eukaryota; Parabasalia; Trichomonadida; Trichomonadidae.
AUGAGUCAUGGAUAUCGUUCAAUGCCAGUUUCUCCAGGUGGUCCUCUUCCACCACUGAUAUCACCAAAUGCAGCUGCAGCAAGUAACGCAAGAGCAUUUAAUCUAGAAUUACAAAAAACUCGCGCGAAUGUUAUGGAUACAAUCCAAGCUGAAUCAAAUGCAAGGUCAAGACUUAAUAAUAAGUUCGAAUCGCAGAUCAAUCUUGCUGGACACGAGUUUAAUCCAAAAAUUCAUACUCUCGAUCGUCAAUCAAGCUUUACUAAGAAGCAGCUUGCUGCUCUCUUACAACAAAUUACCGAAAUAAAUGCUGUUUCCAUUCAAAAUAUGAAAAAUUCCUGCGAAAAUUCCAAACUUCAACUUGAACAAAAGAUUAAACAAGAUUCUAUCAAUCGCCUUAACCCUAUUACUGAAGAACAACGUGUGCAAGUCUCAAAGCUCCAAAAGGUUACAGAAAAUAUUGUUUCUUUCUUCUCAAAAAUUUCAGAUUCUGUUCGAGAUCUUGAUUCCAAUUUUGACAAGUGCGAUAAAGAUAUUGCCGAUUACAAUCGCCAAACAUCAUCAGCAAUGAGUGAUAUUACUCCCCGAAUUGCUGUAAUCGAAUCAAAAGCAACAGCUCUUGAAGCAACAGCCGAAGGCUUUGUCCGAAUGAUUGGCCAGACUCAAGACAUGAUAAAUAAGCAAAAAGAAAUACGUGAUACCCUUAAAAGUAUCGAAGAUGAAGGAAUUGACAAUGCUGUAUCCCAGAUGGGCCAAGAAGCAUAUUCUGUUAUCAGUUCCAAGACCACAGAGCUCGACCAGAGAAUCUCAGAAGCAGAAACAAACAUAACGUCUCUUGAAGGUUCAUUACAAUCGGCAGAACAGUCCCAGGCUCAGCAGGAUGCACAAGUAAAUAAUAUGUCUCGCAAAUUCAUGGAGCUUGAAGGCACUUUGAAGUCCGAUGAAGAAGAAAUUUUAGGAAAAUUACAAUCUUUGGACCAGAAGCUCCAAGAAGUGAAGACAAGGCUUUCCAGAGAGAUGGAAGAUCAUGUUGAAUCGAUUACAAGCGAUCACCAGUUCAGCGAAGAAGAUUUCCAAGGAAAUGUCCAACAUCUUUCCGAUUUAUCAGCGUUGGACCUCAAGAACCUUACCAAUGAUUGGACUGAAUUCACCGACAACAACAAGAAGGUCCAAAACGACGUUGAUGAGAUGAUUUACAAUUCAUUUAACACAUUACAAGGAAAAGGCAACGUUGUUCAAAGGGUUAAGACAUGCGAGCAAAGAUUACAGUGGUGCAUGGCCAGACUCGACUACUGGGCACGCGACGACGCCAAAAGAAAGAGAUCUGCAAUGGAAGAUGGCGAUGCAAUGCUAAGAAAGGUCACAGAACUGGAAGAAAAGAUGGCAGAAUUCGAGAACAACCUCAAACAACUCGAUAACAAAGAUGCCGAACCAAUACAAAGCGAUGUUGUUGUUCAUUUCACCGAAAUGCCGCCAAAACCAGAAAAUCCACAGCUCGAACCUAAGAACGACAAACUCUCAAUCGAUGAGAAGAUGAGAUUGACAUACGCCGAGAAUGACGAGUUUACUCCACUCAAGAAAUCCAAAGAAGACGAAGAAAGAGCUGCAGAACGAUUGAAGAAACUCCAAGAGCAGAAAGAGAAGAGAAAAGAAAGACUCCAACACCAGCAAGAACAAGAACACAUAACUGAAGAUUUCGUCAACGAAAAAGAAGAAGAAAAUUCUCCACAAAACAAUGAAGAAGAAAAACAAGAAUUAAAAGAAAAACCAAAGACAACGAAAUCAAUGGAGAGAUUGGCAAUCAAAGACAAACCAUUGGAGAACUUGGAGAGUUCAAAGAAACAAAACAAGUCUUCAGAACAUUUGAAGCCAAAUUCGAUGUCUUUGAAAGCAAAUGUUGAAUCAAAAGUAGAUGAUGAAUUGGAAAAGAAAGAAGAAGAAAAAGAAGGUGGACUUAAAGCUAUGAUAGAAAGUAAAGUAGAGAAACAAGAGGAAGAAGAAGAACAAAAUGAAGAUGUAAAGAAAUCAAAUGAAAAAUUAGACCUCAAAGGAAAAAUUGCGGAAAAAGCAGAAAAUAGAGCGGAAGAAGAAGAGGAAGAUAAGAAAUCAACUGAAAACUUGGAUUUGAAGGGAAAGAUCGCGGAAAAGGCUGAAGCAAAGGCUGACGCAGAAGUCAGAAAAUCAAAUGAAAAACUUUCACUCAAAGGUUCUCUCGGUGCAAAACUAUAA